AUAUACUGAAAGCAUAAACUGUCAAAUUAUUGAAUUUCUCUAGAAUGGUACAAAUUAAAUAUAAUGUAUUUGGAAACUAUAGCAGGUUGCUCUGGCUUGUGCUGCUUCUCCUGCCAAUCCCCGAUGCUGGAAAUCCUAUUGAAGUAAACCCAUAUCACCGUCGGCGGAUGAAGCGCCUCUCCAGUCCUCGUCUCGAACAGAAAACCUUCGAACUUGCCAAAUAUGUGGUCUCCCUUCGAUCCCGCACACCCAGUCUUUGCUUCGGGGAUAACCAUUACUGCGGCGGUGUUAUUAUCUCGCCCAUCUUUGUCCUGACCUCCGCCCACUGUGUCAUGGAUCAGCGCAAGAUCUUGCAUCGGAAUCGGUAUUUGGUCAUUGUGGCUGGUGGAUUCAAUCGUCUGGAUCAUAGAAAUGCGCAUGUGGUUAACUUGACUGUAGCUGGGAUCUUUGUGCCAACCGAUUUUACGGCUUACAAUACCCACAAUAUUGCUUUAAUAAAGUUGGGCAAACGCCUGCCCCUCGACAAUCCAAAUGUGGGUAUUAUCAACCUGCCAAAGGCCGAACCCGAACCGGGUCUCAACUAUACGGUUUUAGGCUGGGGCCGGAUGUUUAAGGACGGUUUCAUGGCCGCCCAAUUAAUGAGCAUCGAUUUGAAACUACUAACCCAAGAGAGCUGUAAAAAGAAACUAAACACUUACAUAGAUGAGAUGAUGUGUGCCGGAAAUGAAGAUGUGGAUGAGAAUGCAUGUGCUGGUGACACCGGUAGUCCCCUGAUUCUCCAGGAGACUGUCUACGGGGUGGUGAGCUAUAGGAUCGGAUGCGGAUCCAAAGCCCUGCCUUCGGUUUUCACCAAUGUUAAACACUUGGAAUGGAUCAAUGAGGUUAUGCAAAAGAAUGGAGCGAAUCAACUGAAAUCUCUGAUACACCUUUUUGUGAUGACUCCCAUUGGCUUGCUCAUUGGAAAUAAAAUUCUGAAAGGUUUUACACUUUAUUUGAUCACCAUUUAG
Drosophila serrata is the source of this 1007-nucleotide messenger RNA. Its product is annotated as kallikrein-7. Lineage: Eukaryota; Metazoa; Arthropoda; Insecta; Diptera; Drosophilidae. The record is from RefSeq and is a predicted model, not a curated record. Gene Ontology annotation, biological process: proteolysis. Gene Ontology annotation, molecular function: serine-type endopeptidase activity.